GAUGCCCGCGCCAACACCAGGCCGCGUGUGGGCUCCGGACCGCGGCAUGGAGGCCCCGGCCUAGCUGGGGCCCGUGGCCCUAUGUCUUCGGGCCGCAGCCGCCGGGCGGUGGGCGCCCGAGGGGCCGGGAGGCGAGCCGAAACCCACAGGCGUGUGUGGGCAUCCUGUCUGCAGCCAGCGUCCCCGAGGCCGCGCUCAGGCCAUGAUCACUCGGUGAAGCUGCGCCCGGACAGCACGGCCGACUCCUUCUCGCGCUCUGAGGACCUGUGCGCGCUGCAGGACUCAGUGCCUCUGCCCUCCGUGUGGGCUUCCCUGAGGGAGGGCCUGCUGGACUUAACGCCGACUGCCUCCGCGGGUAGACUGGGCGCCGCUCCUGAGCACCCUCUGCCCCUGAUCUGUAUCCAGAGCUUCUUCCAGCCACGGCUUGUCGAGACAGGACAAACGUAGAGCCCCUUGAUGAAGGUGGUGGGUCCCUGAAUAACUGAGCAGAAAACUGACCCUCAGACCACCAAAGUCCAUACUACACUCCUGAGUGAGUGAGAAAUGAACU
This is a messenger RNA of Lagenorhynchus albirostris (white-beaked dolphin), 550 nucleotides long. Its product is annotated as centrosomal protein of 78 kDa-like. The record is from RefSeq and is a predicted model, not a curated record. Bases 82 to 447 code for a protein of 121 amino acids. NCBI's taxonomy places the organism in Eukaryota, Metazoa, Chordata, Mammalia, Artiodactyla, Delphinidae. The transcript is spliced from 2 exons.